AUGAUCUCUCAAAGUUCCAGACUAGCUGCUUUCAAAGUCACUUCGAUUGCUCGUAAUGUAACUAAACAAGCCGCCACUUCAUCAUUAGGGUUUAAAAAGACUCCAGGGAAUUCCUUCGGUUCAUUCAAGGAAUACAGAGAAAACAUGAAGACUUAUGGCCCAUUGAGUGCGUCUUUGGCUUCAAAACGUCAUUUGGGUCAAACUCAUUAG
This is a messenger RNA of Maudiozyma barnettii, 210 nucleotides long. It is a transcript of the gene DPI8, whose product is annotated as Dpi8p. The record is from RefSeq and is a predicted model, not a curated record. The transcript has a single exon. Lineage: Eukaryota; Fungi; Ascomycota; Saccharomycetes; Saccharomycetales; Saccharomycetaceae. The coding region runs from base 1 to 210 and encodes 69 amino acids.